GGCUAAUAUUCGAAUUUGAAAAUGUUCACCUCUGACAACAUAUAAGCAGUUACUGGUAUAUAUACACAGUGGGAUUCCCUUCUCUUCUCUUGGAUCAUCCCCUUUGCUUCUACUAGACUACCAUAAAACCCCUUCUCAAUCGAAAUUGAAAAGAUCAACUUGAAAAACACUGACGUACAACAAGCGUCAUCAUCAGCUACUACUAUGAUAAAUCAUAGAAGAUUAUCACAGCGAACUGCCGGCGGCAUCACCCUCACCUACCAUUACUUGAGAUGCCGUAGCAUGAUUUUAUUAGUACCCAAUCUCAACGCCAUGCCUAUAGAGAUUCUCCAUAAGAUAUUUUCCCACCUCACCUUCCGAGACUGCAUUCGCUGUACAGGCGUCAGCAAAAGAAUUAGACAAAUCAUCCUAAAGUGGCCUCGACUAGUACAUACUCUAUCCAACGAACGCUGUAGACAUAAUCUAAGCCAAGUAAUGAUACCGUAUUUGCAGCACGUGAAUGGUCUGGGAGUUCAUGCGAUAGAACUGACUGCCGACCGUAUCACAAGUGACCUGCCUCUGAGGGCAAAUCAGGAGCUGAUUCAGUUUAUGGACAUGCUAGAAUAUUGGCAGUGUUACGCUAUCAAGCAAGCGACAAUACGGCUAUACUGCUUCUCAGAACAAUGGCUCAACAAGUUAAUUAACCUUGCGUCCAUCUCUCUGACCUCUUUGGAUUUGUGGACAGCGAUUGAUCAGCAACAUAUGGAGAGCGCCAUAACCAUGCUUCUAGCUUAUUUUCGUAACCUGAACUAUUUGCACUUUGCAUCCAGCAAAUUUUAUGUUCAAGGAAGUGUAAGCUAUCAUCAACUAAUAGCCGGCAAUAGUGAAGCUUCUACUACUGCUACUACUACGUCGUCGUCGUCAAACGAAGUUGACUUACUGCAACACUGGCGCCAAGAAAUGCAACUACAAUCCUACGUAUCGACACCAAUACAGCAUUUCAAUCUUGGCACGUUCCAGCUCACCUGCGACAGUGCUUUUGUCAAUGGCCAGACAGUAACUAUUUUUCAGCGUAUCCCGAACCUUCGACACUUGAUGCUAAGCGACUACUUUCUUGAGCAAGACAGUAUCCGAACCGUCUUCAGCCAACUUUUCCAGUACUGUCCUCACCUGGAGUCGAUCAUAUACGUUAGCAGGGACAGCUCACGACCACCUUUUCUCAGUUACGAUAUUCACGGAAGCAGUGUAAUAACAAGCACUUUUGUUGUACAAGUGGACAUCAAUGAUACCUAUGGUUGCACUACCAAAAAUACUGGUGACAGCACAGCAACACAUUCAGUAGCAGCAGCGAAAACAACUGCACGUGAAUUGACGAUAAGUGGAUAUGCCGAUGACCAAAACGCGCACUGGUUCACUGGAGCUAUGCUACGACUGUUCUACAAUAACUUUACCAGCAUUGAUUGGGGGUAUCCUUUCUGUAAUAGCGAACAUCAGACCAACUUUUGCAACAUUGACUGCUUCGCGGCUUUGGAACGUCUCGUCGUAGAGUGUAUCCAUAGCGUAAACCAGAACCACCAUGGACAGUUCCACCCUCAGCAGUUGUACGAACCGUAUGACCAUGGUUGCAGCACAAAUUUGCGCUAUUUCCUGUGCAAGUGUCCGAAUUUGCGAGAAGUCAGGUUGACGACUAUGACUUUGGACCGGGAGUCUAUAGCAACUUUACAAAGCCUGCCAAAGCUGGAGUCCAUCACGUUUGAAAAUUGUAAAUCGGUUUACGAGAAUGAUAUACAAGGGAUCAUCCGCCGCGAAAAAUGGAACUCUCAUGUGAAAGUCAAGAUUGUCAAAACUAAUUGUUUUUGAGUUUUGAGUCAUCAUCAGCGUCAAAAUGUAUACAGUACCAUAAUCAACUUGUUUACGACCUACUCGCCAUAAAUUACAUUAUACAUCGCCGUUAAACCCCUUUCUCCUCAUCUGUAG
This is a messenger RNA of Zychaea mexicana, 1956 nucleotides long. RefSeq lists its product as uncharacterized. Bases 205 to 1839 code for a protein of 544 amino acids. The transcript is spliced from 2 exons. Gene Ontology annotation, molecular function: protein binding. Lineage: Eukaryota; Fungi; Mucoromycota; Mucoromycetes; Mucorales; Lichtheimiaceae. The record is from RefSeq and is a predicted model, not a curated record.